Ostrinia nubilalis (European corn borer) is the source of this 5720-nucleotide messenger RNA. RefSeq names its product nephrin-like. NCBI's taxonomy places the organism in Eukaryota, Metazoa, Arthropoda, Insecta, Lepidoptera, Crambidae. Bases 362 to 2788 code for a protein of 808 amino acids. The record is from RefSeq and is a predicted model, not a curated record. The transcript has 18 exons.
CGCGCGCUCGCGUUCGUUCUAAAUUCAAACGCCGGUUCUGGAUUCCCGCCGAUUUCAGUAUUCCUUUUUUAAAAGUUUCCGUUGUUUUUAAAAAGUUUUGGAAUGUUUUUGGAACGAAAUGGUGAAUUGGUGAUCAGUUGAGCUGAUGCAUAGUUUCAGUUGUGAUGUUUUUUUGGAUUUUUCGCAAUGUUACCUAUACCCAGUUCCGGUGCUCUAAGAAGAUCCGCGAUAUCAAAAUAGUUAUUUGGAGUGUUUCCAAAGAUUACUGGUGAUAGAGAAAAGAAUUGGGAAAAUUAAACAACGCAAAUGUGUUCGGUGAGCUUAAGUGAUGAAUCGGUGAUCAGUUAUCUGGUGAUAGGUGAUGAUGAUGAUGGCGAGGGAUACCAGUGUGUGGGCGCUAGUGCUAGUGAUACAGACUUUGAUCGGGGGGAGUUUGGAGAUCAUCGACUCUCACGUGAUCCAAGUGUGGUCGGCGCCGGGCGGCAUGACGCGGCUGCCGUGCGACCUGGCCGCGCCCGUCGGCGACGUCGCCAUGAUGCUGUGGUUCAAGGAUGGCGACAAGAUGCCUAUUUACACUGUCGACUUCAGAAACGGACCGCCAGUCCACUGGGCAGUCGCCGGCGAGUUCGGGACCCGAACGCACUUCGUUCUAAACGAGUCUGACCCAUCGUCGGCCCACCUCUCAGUUGAGAAGGUGGCUCACCACGACGAGGGCAUGUAUAGGUGUAGAAUAGACUAUGUGGACAGCCCUACCAGGAAUUAUAGGGUGAAUUUGACUGUUAUAGUUCCGCCAGAAUCGCCUCGGAUAUACGACUCCGAGGGCAGAGAAAUUCUAGGCCCCAUCGCCGGACCUUUUAGGGAAGGUCAGGAUUUGCUGCUGUCCUGCGCAGCCGCUGGAGGCAAACCUCCACCCGACGUAUCCUGGUGGAAUGGCAACGACCGGCUGGCCAUCACAAAAGGAGGGUCCGUAUGCCAGCUCCUACUCCAGAGUUUAUCAAGGGAGACCUCAGGAACACGACUCCAUUGCAAAGUGGAACCCCCGCUGUUGCAGCCGAUAGUUAGGGAGGUCACCGUGAAAUUGUUUUUGAAGCCGCAAUUCGUCCGGGUGUCCGGCAAAGGCGCCGUCCGGGCCGGACAGGACCGGUCCUUCGUAUGCACUACGCGUGGCUCCAAGCCGCCGCCGAACAUCGAUUGGUUCAUCAACUCGCAGCUCGUCGACUCCACUUUGACUCAGAUGGACGUCGACGGCGAUGUGACCAAGAGCGAGCUAACGUGGCACGUCAGGAGAAAAGACAGUGGCAGGCAGCUGGUCUGCCGCGUCUCCAACCCCUGGUUCCCUGCCUACACGCUGGAAGACUCUGUGAUGCUUGACGUCAUGUAUCCGCCAGUAGCUCAAAUAUCGCUGAUAGAGCCCAAAGACCCUCGUAUGCUGAGGGAGGACGAGAAUGCUGAACUGCUCUGCUCGGCUGACGCAUCACCGCCUGCUACCAACUUUACCUUUUACAAGGGAACUGAGGUGCAUCUGAUACGCGACGACCCUAUCGGCGGGAUAGCGGUGGAAGGCAGCAAGUUGAUCCUGAGGGGGCUUAGGAGGCACCACUCCGCGAUCUACCGGUGCCGGGCGAGGAACUCAGAGGGGAGUGCGCUGAGUGAGCCACUCACUUUGAAUGUGCUUUCCCGCCCAGAAUGCGCGACAGGCAGCGUGGUGCAGCAGAUAGCAGGUGCCCCUGGCGGCGAGGUCAGGGCUCGGUGCUCCGUCAGUGCGCCGUCGAGUAGGGACGCGGGCCCUUUGCACUUCUACUGGACGUACAACGGCACCAGGGAUGUAUUGCCGAUCCCAGCGUCAAACAUAACAGUGAUGGGUUCCAUCAGCACAGUCAUCCAUGGUCUACCCUCAGAGAACGUUGACGACGACCUGGGCUGGCUGGCCUGUUGGACUAGCAACGAUAUAGGCAACCAGAGAGAGCCUUGCUUGUUUAGGAUUAUGCCCGCCGCCCUCCCCGAACCGCCAAGCAACUGUGAGAUCCAGAACGAAGUCCUCCGCUGCGAGCCGGGCCACGAUGGAGGGCUGGCCCAGAGGUUCCUGCUGGAAGCCCUGGAGGUACGCCCCGCGGCGCCCGUGCAAGACAAUGAGAUCUCCACGCUGAACGACCAGGGCAUCUCCGGGCGAGGUCUCACCGAAGCGGUGUACCGCGUCGUCAACGACAAACCACAGUUCGCUCUCGAUCCACUACCUCCUGGGAAGUACACUUUGAUGGUGUACGCAGAAACACCGAUGGGAAGAUCCACUCGACCAGCGGCGUUACAUAGUGUGACUAUAAGAACCGCUGAUGACUUGGAUGUCCCUGGUUCCCUCCAAACCAUGACUCCAGCACCUCCCCCACCAUCAGUGACCGACAACAGCGUGGCGCUGCUAACUGGGGCAGCACUGUCGCUGGUACUGCUGACAAUACUGACCACGCUGUGCGUGACACUGGUGGUCAUGUGUAAGAAGAAGAGUCCACGGCGCGAUCCUGAGCAAAGUACAAUCCUACGCAGAAAUGUAGGCGUGUCCAUGUAUGGAGGGUCUUCCAUCUCCCCGAGCGUGGUGCCAACGGUCGUGGUGAGGGGACACCGCGGUUCCAGGGUCCUAGCUGCCAGGUGGUCAGGAGUGCUGGACGAUGCUCCGCUAGCUGUUCUCGCAUUGGAUACUAGACCUCAUGAUAAUGAUUCCAGCCACAGUGACUUAGAGCAAGAAACUGAACUUACUAGACACACGGACCAUAUGGAAACACAGACGGACACAUAAAAUGCAUUUGAUAUGAGAGUUUUGUUUGACUUGAAGUCAAUUUUCGUUUGGUCCUACCUCGCUACCUACAAGUGAAGUGAAACUUGGGAAUUUCCUACAAACGAUAGAAAGAAGUGUUUCUUCAUUCGUUUUAGUGAUUUUAGCUUAAAAAUUACCCCAAUGACUAGUGGUGUCCGAUGAAACAAGUUAUAAUAUUAAACAAACCAUAAAUUAAAAACCAAAAAUAAUGUAAGGUUUGGUUGUUCUGUCUUAGCAUUUAUUACAGUUUUUCAGUUCUGUUCAAUUACUUGAAUUGUGUAGCUUUUAUGGUGGCGUAAAUGUUUAUACUUAUUGAAAAUAUUAAUGUUUAUGAUAAACUAGUUUAUCAGUGAGUGUCAAAACCAUUUUGUGACCUGAUGGACUUAUAAAUAAAAAUAUUGAAAGAAAAAUAUCUUACGCUUCUAGUGUACUAUCAACAGCACGUAUUUGUAGCAAAAUUGCACCUGUUACAACUUAAUAAGAUACUAUAUCGUAUAACUUUAUGUGCUGUCUGUAUUAGGCUGUAAGGCUCGGUUUCCUCCAAAAGCGGAGCGGAGAAAAGCGGAGAAGUGUCGUGCGUAGGGAUGUUAUGGCUAUGUACUUUCGGUUACGGUUACAGAUAUUGUUUUAUUUCGGAUAUCCGAAAGUUUCGUUUACGGUUACGGAUAUCCAUAACAUCCCUGGACAAAUUUUUCCAAAGAUUUUGACAGCGGCGGCGGCGCGUUGCGGAGCUGAGAAGAGAAUAUGUGGAAAAAAUGAAAUCUAAUUGGUUAUUCAGACCGCUACCAAUCGAUCAACGUGGAAAGCAUUGGGGGAGGCCUAUGUUCAGCAGUGGAUGUCCUAUGGUUGAAAUGAUGAUGAUGAUGAAUGAUGAUUGGUUAUUCAAGUCACUUCUCUGCUCCGCUCUGCCUUGAUGGAAACCAGGUCUAUUGUUGAAAUAAGAGAAUGUAAAUUAAUGUACGCAUGCAGUAUUAAAUAGAUAGUGAUAUUUAUUGUAAGUAUGAUUGUUCGACUAAGUUUUUAUUAUUAAGUAGGUACAGUGUAAAAUGUGUUAUCUAAAGCAACAUCCAAAUACUAUACUUAUACCCUGGGUUGCAGUAUCUUACUUUUACAAUAAUAAACGUCAAAAGUCUGUCAAACUCCAUAAUAAACACCAGUUAGGGUAAUAGUUACGGUUAAAAUAAGGUGGUGUUACUCAGCCUUGUAAAUAAAUAAAUGAUGAUUACUCGUAGAUUUUUAUUGUAUUGUUGCAAUACCAAGAAAAAAAUGGACAUAGUGAUUGAUAGUAUAGUAGAUAUACCCACAAAGUAGUACAACUUUGUAUUUUAGCAGAGUCUAAACUUUGAGUGUUGUUUUAGUAUAAGACUAAGGCUGGGUUGCACCAUCUUACUUUAACUUUGACAAACGUCAAAAAUCUGUCAAACUCCAUACAAAAAACACCGGUUACCGUUAUAGUUACGGUGCAAGUUGGGUGGUGCAACUCAGCCUGAGUAAAGUAAAGUAAAGCAUAAUACUAAGCUUUAAACUUUGUAUAGCAGUAAGUAGAAAUAUCACAGAGUAAGAGCUUUCUCUGUACAAAUAUUUACUUAUACGGAGUUUAUUAGACUAGGGGAGAAUGUAAAAGAUUGCGUAUUUCAUGAUAUGACUUUAUUUUAAAAGCAUGUUAGUAUAGAUUAAGGUAAAAUACUUGGCUGAAACCAAAAGUGGAAAAAAAACUUUUUUAGUAUUAUGCAUGUUAAUUAAAAACCUUUUUUAUCGCGUCAUGAACAUGAUUUUAGAAUACUGCUAUUAUUUUUAUAACAGAAAGUAUCUGUAAUAAUUAAAUAGAAUGGUUCAAAGACUUUAACAUAUCAGCAACUUUAAUAUUAAUAGUUAAAUUUGCCAUAAUACAUUUGUUAUUUUAAUAUAAAUAAAACGGGUAUUACUUUAUAUUUUGUUUGAGUAAAUGCAACUUUUCUUUUAGGUAGGCUUAUACAUCUCACCGAGUAGUGUUUUUAAAGCAGUUAUAAUAAUGUAAAGUAGAUAGAUAGUUAAUUGUUUUAAAUCAAACACCUAAAGAAAGCCAGCUGAAGGCAGUUCAACUUACUCCAAAAUGACGAUGAUUUGAAUUGCAUGUCUUUAAAUACAAGGUUCAAAAUCAAUUAAAGGAAUUCAUUAUUUUGUAGUAAGUUGAUGUUUUUUUAUUCGUAUCUUUUUUUUACAGUUUUUUAAACUUAUUCAGGAAGGAAUUCAGUAUUUAAUAAUAUUGGUUAAUAUUUAAGCCUGUAAUUACAAUUGAAACUCGAUUCAAACUUAAUUUAAUGUGUAUGUCUUAUGAUUGGUCUUAAGACUAAAUUUUUACUUAUCAUAGACUUGAAUCUAUUGUUAAGAUUGAAUCGAGUUUUGAGCAUUUUUUUAAAUGCAAAUGUCUCUAUACUUUGACCCAUCUUAUUUUCAUGUAUUUCUUCUAUGUUGGAAAGUUUUUAUUCAAGUAAAUUAUAUUCAUAUACAAAGUAGGUACCUAUUUUAUUAUGUAGCCUCAGAAUACGGAACAAACCAGAAACCGUCAACGGGCGUAAAUGUGUAUUCAUAUAAAGUACUCCAAAUCGCACUACUUUGACUUUAGAGCAAUCAGUCAAUGGCCGGCGCGCGCAUUGUUUACAUAUCCGUCAGAUUGACACUUUAUAAUUAAAUUAUGCCGUCUUGUGCCGUUCCAACAUGUAAGAAUGCUACUGGAAUUACGAAGAAAGUGCAUGGGAUCAUGUUUUAUCCGAUACACAGCCAGAGUUGCCUCGCAAUCAAAUUUAAGUAUUGGUGAUGUUUUUGAUUUGGAUUCUGUUUUUGACUCCAAGAAAAGUUAAACUAAAAGCACUACUGCGCCGUAAACAAAUGUUUUGUUGUCGAUAUGUUUACAUAAUAAAGAACCUUAAGUUUC